Molecule: messenger RNA, 1665 nt
Organism: Adineta steineri
Lineage: Eukaryota; Metazoa; Rotifera; Eurotatoria; Adinetida; Adinetidae
Source: the annotation of a GenBank genome assembly
AUGUUUCGGCUGAUAUUUAUUUUAUCAUUAUUUUCUGUUUGUAAUUCUAUUCUGAUUACUAAAAUACAAAAUAUUAUAAUAGUUGGUGAUAUGUACAACAAUUUAUUUAAUGUAUCAGAAGAUCAAUGCAUAUGUGAAAUGAUAGAAGCAAAUGAUGCAAUAUCUGCUUUGAAUUAUUUCUCAACAAAUCAAACUUGUCAAUUAUAUCGCUCAAAUAGUAGUAAAAUUUAUGUUGAAUUUUCUUUAAAUUCUACUAUUAUAUUUCUUAAUCAAUCGUCAAUAUCAAUAUCAAUAUUGAACAUUCAAGGAUAUCCUCCAUUUUUUGAAAUAGAACCGAGUGCGUCAUCAUCAACACCAACAACAUCAUCAUCAUCAUCAUCAUCAUCAUCAUCAUCAUCAACCUCAGAAACAACUUCAGCAACAUCACCAUCAUCAUCAACAUCAACUUCAACUUCAACAACAUUAUCAUCAACCUCAACAACAACAGCAUCAUCAACAUCAUCAUCAACUUCAGAAACAACUUCAACAUCAUCAUCAUCAUCAACAUCAACAACAACAUCAACUUCAUCAUCAACCUCAGAAACAACUUCAACUUCAACAACAUCAUCAACAACAACGUCAACAACAACAAGUGCCUGCAACACUUUUCAUGAUCAAACUACUUAUCCAGUUGGGACCUAUCCUCAGGCACUAGCAGUUAUCGAUGUGAAUAGUGAUAACAAACCCGAUAUUGUCCUUGUAAACUAUGGUUCGAACACUACCAGUGUACUUCUCAACACAGGGAAUGGCACUUUUAAUGCUCCAACUACUUAUUCAGUUGGCGCAGGUCCAUCGUCAGUACUAGUCGUCGAUGUGAAUAGCGACAAUAAAUCCGAUAUUAUCGUUUCAAACGUUGGUUCGAAUACUGUCAGUGUUCUUCUGAACAGAGGUAACGGUACCUUUAAUGCUCAAAAUACGUUUUCAGUUGGCAGUUACCCCUAUUCAGUAGCUGUCGUUGAUGUGAAUAGCGAUAAUAAACCUGAUAUCGUUGUUGCAAACUAUUAUUCGAACAAUGUCGGUGUUCUUCUUAACAGAGGCAACGGUAGCUUUAUUGCUCAAACUACUUACGCAGUCGGCAGUAACCCGUAUUCAGUAGCUGUCGUCGAUGUGAAUAGCGAUAAUAAACCUGAUAUUAUUAUUGCAUACUAUCUUUCGAACAAUGUCAGUGUUCUACUUAAUACACACAACGGUACCUUUAAUUCUGAAACUAGUUACUCAGUUGGCAUUACUCCAUUUUCAGUAGCUGUCGUCGACGUGAAUAACGACACUAAACCUGAUAUUCUUGUUCCUAACUAUGGUUCGAACACUACCAGUGUACUUCUCAACAGAGGCAACGGCAGCUUUAAUGCUCAAAUUACUUACGUAGUUGGUUAUGGCCCUACAGGAGUAGCAGUCGGCGACUUGAAUAGCGACAAUAAACCUGAUAUUGUUGUUACAAACUAUUAUUCGAACAAUGUCGGUAUUCUUCUCAACACAGGCAAUGGCACUUUUAAUGCUCAAACUACUUAUCCAGCUGGCACCAAUCCAUACUCAGUAGCAGUUGUCGAUGUGAAUAGUGAUAACAAAUCUGAUGUUAUUGUUACAAAUCAAGGUUCGAACACUGUCAGUGUUCUCUUACAUUGUUAA